GGCUCCGGUCUCCCGCCUCCCCGAGGCGGGGCCGAGUCUGAGCCCCAGCCCCAGCCCCAGCCCCGGCGGGCCCCGGCGCCUCCCCUUCCCCUUCCUGGCGGCGCUCCCUGUCUGUCGGCGGGACGGAGGGUGCGGGGCUGAGCGCGGCGGGAGCCAUGUGUGGCGGCGGGGCGGCGGCGGCGGGCGGGCGGCGGUAGCAGUGGCCAUGGGGGGGCUGCACCGGGCGCGGCGGCUGUGCCACUGGGGGCCGCUGGUGGCCCUGGCCGUGGUGGCCGUGUGCUCCGCCACCGCCAUGGCGGACGCCGCGCUGUGGUACUGGCCCCUGGACACCGCCGGCGGAAGCGUCAACUUCAUCGUCCUCCUCAACUGGACCGUCAUGAUUCUCUACAACUACUUCAACGCCAUGUUUGUCGGCCCGGGGUACGUCCCGCUGGGGUGGACGCCGGAAAAAUCUCAGGAUUGCAUGUAUCUCCAAUACUGUAAAGUGUGUCAGUCUUAUAAGGCACCACGUUCACACCACUGUCGAAAGUGUAACAGAUGUGUCAUGAAGAUGGAUCACCAUUGUCCUUGGAUCAACAACUGUUGUGGAUACCAGAAUCAUGCAUCUUUCACUCUGUUUCUCCUCUUAGCUCCACUGGGAUGCAUUCACGCUUCUUUCAUAUUUGUUAUGACUAUGUACACUCAGCUUUACAACAGAAUAUCUUUUGGGUGGAGUUCUGUGAAGAUUGACAUGAGUGCAGCCAAAAGAGACCCUCGACCCAUUAUUCCCUUUGGACUGUCCGCAUUUGCUGCGUCUUUAUUUGCCUUAGGACUGGCAUUAGGAACAACUAUUGCUGUUGGUAUGCUGUUUAUUAUCCAGAUGAAAGUAAUUUUGACAAAUAAAACUUCAAUCGAGUCCUGGAUUGAAGAAAAGGCCAAAGACAGAAUCCAGUAUUACCAAACGGGUGAGACCUUUAUUUUUCCCUAUGACACGGGAAGUAAAUGGAAGAACUUCAAGCAAGUGUUUACAUGGUCUGGGGUUCCUGAGGGAGAUGGCCUGGACUGGCCAGUAAGAGAUGGCUGUCAUCAGUACACUUUGACGAUAGAGCAACUGAAACAGAAAGCAGACAAGCGAGUAAGAAGUGUGCGGUAUCGAGCAGUAGAAGAUUACAGUGGUAUCUGCUGCCCUGUGAAUAAAGGUGUUAAAACAUUCUUCACAACACCGUGCACUGAAGAGCCUAGAAUUGCACUGAGUAAAGGGGAUCUGAUUUUAGCCACAAGAGGCUUAAAACACUGGAUGUAUGGUGAGAAGAUUCUCGACUCAGCUGCUGAUGGUGGAAUAAGAGAACGAGGCUGGUUCCCUAGGAAAUGUGUGGAAAAAUACCAAUGUGACUCUGAAAUGGAUCAACCAGUGGAUGGAGAGAAGAAAAACAGAUAGCCUUCUCAUUUUUAUUAAAUAAGAAAUCGAAUUUUUACUUCAGACCACAAUCCUUUACUUGAAAUUUUCUGUGUAUUACUUCAGACUUAUGCAAUGAAUAUGUUAGGACAAGGUUUUUUUUUUCAACACAGCUGGAAGGGUUGGAUAUGCCUGUGCCAUGGUUUGCAUACUUUUUUAACAAUAAAUAAUUGAAGAAGCCAUUCAGUGGGUUGCCUUCAAGAUGCAUCUUUUUCAUCCCAGGUCAGAUUUUUUUUUCUUUUUGCUGUUUAAAUUGUAUUCUGAGAGUUCAUAUUUUAGGGUUUUUUUCCUCAACUGCAUCUGAUUGUGAUGCGUGCUGGUUAUCUCGGGAGUUUUACUUUCUCUGAAGAUGCCCCUGAAAACUAUAAAAUAAACAUCUGAUUCAAAUUCAAGCUAAAAUUUGUUACCUGUGACUUAAUGAUGUGAAUUGUCCACCUCAAAUAAAUGACACAUUCAUAUUUA
Phalacrocorax carbo (great cormorant) is the source of this 1897-nucleotide messenger RNA. Lineage: Eukaryota; Metazoa; Chordata; Aves; Suliformes; Phalacrocoracidae. The record is from RefSeq and is a predicted model, not a curated record.